Caenorhabditis sp. 36 PRJEB53466 is the source of this 2543-nucleotide messenger RNA. NCBI's taxonomy places the organism in Eukaryota, Metazoa, Nematoda, Chromadorea, Rhabditida, Rhabditidae. The record is from the annotation of a GenBank genome assembly.
AUGGCUCCGCGGAUCCGAAUGUUUUGGCACUCGGAAACCGACGACAUCCUAUGGAGACGUGCCGAAACUGAGAGUUUAGACUGUGCGAGGAUUCUGAAAAAUGACAAGGUUUCAGAUAUUUCCAGACUCUCGUGAUGUCUAGUAGCCUUCGAUUUUUCAGUCCUACAUCCAAAAGUUCACAGGUGAAGCGCGCAUAGCCCUUGUCCCGAAUCUCGAUUAUCUGGACAUGUCGUGUCGGGCCAUUCAGGCCAGAAUAGUCCCAUUUCGGUACCGAUUGAAACCGUUGAAAGUGGGCGUGGCGUUCGCGCGAGUCGUCUACAAGGACUACGAGUUUCUGGAGAAACAAGUGCAAAUGUCGUAUCAUCCUCAAAAUCACUUUUGUUUUGGCCUCGACUCGAAGGCCGACGUGGAUUUGAAGUGGCGCAUUCGGCGGAUCGGACGGUGUCUGCCGAAUGUGAUCGUGUUGGACGGUGAGUUGUUUGUCCGUUUCAGCGGAUCCAUAAUAUUUGAAAUGUUUUCGAAAAACCGUUAGCAAACGGAGAGGUCACCUAUUUUAAUUCUGAUCAAACACUUUUGAAACUGAUUUUGAUUUGCAAAAAAAAUAGAGAGAUCGUCAGAAAAAAGCAGCGGAAUGAGAAAAUUACAGUUUCAGAGAGUUCUCAUAAAACUUUCGACACUUGUUAACUAAUAAUUGCGCGUAGUUGAAUUCUUUUAUAGCCUUUUCAAUUUUCAGAGGAGCUUCCAAUCGAUUCGGCUGGUCAUAACAUGAAUUUCGCUCAUUUUGAGUGCAUGAAAACGCUCAUCAACAUUCCCAAUUGGGACUAUUUGGUUCUGAUGCAGGUGAGCGAACUUUCAUGCAAUUAAAAUGGACUACAUUUCACAAAUGUACCGGAUAUUUGAUGCUAUUGUGCAUUUUUGUACGUCCAAACACUUUUGUCAACUUUGAAUUGCAUCUGAAGCUUUUCACAGGCAAAAUGAACAAAAUCUGAUUUUUUUUUAUACAGUACAUUUAAUAGAAGAAAAGUGGCUACCGUAAUCCAAUUUUCAGAAUCAUGACGUCAUCGGCAAGUCAAUCUACGAAUUGUCUCGCAUUUUCGAGCUGCUGGGCGGUGCGAAUGACGUCGAAAUUGACAAGGAAUUCGGCAGAGUUGAUAAGAAAUUCCGAUGGGAUUUGGAAAGUUUACAACUGUUUCGAGAUGGUAAUCUGCCUUUCAAAUCAGUUUUUACAAUAGAAUUCAAGUUCAGAAUCCUCUAUUCCACCUGAAUUUCUCAAUAAAUCCCUACAAAUCGCGAAGGGAUCCGUUCAAGGAUCUCUGUCCCGGCCCGCUGUCGAAUGGAUGGUAGUGACUGUGAAUCCGAGCACAUUUCUGAAUCAAUGGAAUCAGGGAGUGGGUACCGUAACCCGCAGGAUCUCGUCUACAGUAAUCUUUUGAGGGUUACGGUGUCGAUGAGCAAUGGCUGGCCACGUUUCAAUCCAACGAGUUUCUGGCGAUGCCCGGCCAUUUUACGGGCGAAUGUGUGAAGGAGACCGGAAAACGGACGGAUUUCAUUUCCAGGUUCGUUUUCGGUUUCAAGUUCGGGUUAAAGGUCCCAUGAAGACGGUCCUACUAGUUGAGUUCCCUUGCAGAUGGAGUAAAUGGGCAUUCACGGACGAGAAGGACAAAAAGUGCGGGAGUCAGAGAGUGAGACACGGAGUGUGUAUUAUGGGUCUCGAGGACUUUCCGGUGGUGGCUCGGAUGCCUAAUUUGAUGUUCAAUAAGGUACCAACAAGUUUUAAAAUCCUUCUCUUACAAUGUGGGUGGUCCACCGUUACCCGUACAAAAUAAAAGUGUGUAAUUGCAAAACUAGAAGUCAGAAAGACAUGAGACUUCGCAAAACGUUUGUUAAGAUGUUUGACGAUAUUUAUAAGCUAAUAGUGAUGCACCCGACCUCCUUUCCUAACAAUCCUAACAAUAUUCUUUUUUUUUUAUCACUCCCCUACUUGUCUGCGGUUUAGCCUUUAUAUUGGCCUGUAAGACCCUUUUUAGAGUGAUUUAUUAUGGGAACGGGGUGCAGACUAAUCGGUGCAAUUUGGCUGAAACAAAUCCGUUUCGUCUGAGACUUGGCCAAAUAGUUUGGAACAUGAUAAUAUACAAAAUUUUGAAUUAGGUCCACACCAGAAUUGCGUCAGUACCUACGCGCGCCGCGUGAAACUUUUGUACGGGUAACGGUGGUCAACUCUAUACAUAUUGUUAUUCAAAAACACGAUCGGAACAAAUGAAGUGUCUGAAACUGAAACCAUUUGCAGAUGAUGCCCUCCUUCGACUACUCAAUAGUCGAAUGCACCGCCGAGUUGCUCUUCAAUCGGACGUUUUUGGGCCAGGAGGAUCAUCCAUUGGAGGAAGACUAUUACACGAAUAUGGUCAAUGUAAAUGAUAUGUAGUACUUAUAAUAUCAAAUCUCAAGUUCAGGUCGUCUAUCACAAAGAGCAUUUGAAACGGGACUUUGCGUUGAACUGCACUCCGGGUUAUAAGCCGUGGAACUUCCGAAAGUAUCCGUUGUGA